AAUAUGAUAAGAUAGGUUUUAUAUCUCCCAGAUUAUUGAAGUGUGUAUAUUUGUAUGUUUGAAGUUUAAAACUAGAGUACAUAAAGACAACCUUAUCUCUUUCAGCGCAUCCUGAAAAAGCUCCAUGAUUUUAAGCAUCAAGAACUUUUAACGAUUACCCCAAUAAAGACGCCGGCAACAACUUACCCGUAUUACAUUCAGUGAGGACACAAAUAUAGAGUUGGAGUUUUCAGAAAAUAAAGAUGCUUCGUGGAAUGGUUUUUCAGAACUUUGUUCACUUCAAAGAGAGAUGUAAAUUUGAUUUUUCGAAAACUGAAAACGGCCCAAAUAUUUUUGUUGGAUGUAGUUCAACAGGCAAAACAGCUGCCUUGGAACUAAUGAGAAGAUGUAUGGACAGUAAAAUCAAUUCAUCUCUUACAAAAAGACUUUACCCAGACAAAAAUGCAUAUGUUUUCUGUGAGUUUAAAAAUGAAACAACUUGUUAUGGACCUACUGUUAUAACAGGAAUUAUUGUGGAAGGAAAACACGAAAGUAAUCCAGGUUUAAUUCCUGAAGAUGAGGAAUAUGAAGACUGGAAUGAGAUGCAAACCAAGAACGACACAAGGUUUCAUAAAGUUAUAAUGUACUGUUUUAAAGAGGAAAUAAAGUUUUGUUCAAAAACAUAUAUAGAAAAAGAAAAUGGCAACAUUGUUGAUUUAAGAAUGAAUCUAAGACUCUCUCCAAGUCUCUUAGAUGGAAUACUGGAUAAAAACCAAACAAAAAUAAGUAAUGACAUAAACGAAGGAAUCAAAACAAAAUUCAAUGAUGUUUUUGUUAUCAGAGUUCUUGAACAAAUCAGACAAUUAAAGAAAAAUGAAACCGUAAACUCAAAACCAAAGUUGUGGAAAAUGAUGGAGGAAAAUUUUGUCGGUAUUUUAACGAUGAGAGGACCGGGUACUUUUCAGUGGACAAAGAGCAGAUAUAUUGACUUCACAUUCAAAUCAAUGAACUAUGAGGAUGUAUGUGCUCAUGCAGAAAUCAUAACUAAUCUUUUGGAUAGUGAAUUAAUUGACAAAGAGGAAGAAAGAAGAAUAUUUGGAUAUCUUACAUAUCCAAAUGAAAUUGUAUUUCGGAAAACUGCAUCACAAACUGGUAAAACUGUGAUUAACGUUGAGCUACAGAAAAGCCCGCCGUUUCCACUGUUGAAGACCUCCCUUGGUAUCAUAGAGGCAAAGCAAUUUUCUCUUCUUAUGACACAUAAAUCAUUUAAAACAAUUUGCUUAGAAGAACCUGAUAGAGGAAUGCAUCCUCACAUGAUUGAACGCAUGAAAGAGGUACUCCAUCAAGAAAGUAGAAAUAAAACCAUUAUUGUUGCAACACACAAUCCAUAUCUUCUCGACUCCAGAUCGUUAGAUAAUACCUUUAUCUUCUUAAAAAAAGGUAUUGACUCAUUUGUCGAAAAAAUUGGUGCCCUUGAUGAAUGUGCCAUUGUACGAAAGAAUAUUGAAGUUCAAGAUUUAAAAAGACUUUUGUUUUCAUCGCAUGUUCUUUUUGUUGAAGGAAAGUCCGACAAAAUUGUUCUGCAAUCAAUUUUCAUGCACAUCGUUUUAUCAAACAGGAAAACACUUGAUAUGUUGAGUUAUGAGAUAAUUCAAAUGGGUGGAAAAGACUCUCAAGACCCCUUGACAACGUUUUGCAAACGCAUCAAUAUAGAGCAUUGCUUUAUUUUAGAUCGAGAUGCACAUAUAACGACAAAGAAAGAAAAUGAAACAUUUGAUGAAUUUUCUAAUCGACUGGCAGGAGAAAAAAAUACUUUUGUCUGGGAAAAGGGAGAGCUAGAAGAUUUUCUCUUAAAUGAUGAUACUGAUGAUGAUUUUACAAAACUUAACGAAAUUUUAGGGCAAGAAGAACAGUUUCCAAAUUCAAAAAAAAUUAAAAAAGAGAAAAUUAAAAAAGGUUUAAAUGCCGGGUUAUCCAUGAGCCAGUCAAAAAAACUGGCUGACUUUAUCAAAGGAUUUUCCGACACUAAACGUCUUCGAAAGUUUCUGGAAGAAAAAAUGGCGUUUUUUAAAAAAGAAGACGACUGAGUAUUUUUCCCUCAUCAAAUGCAAAUGUAAGAUAUUAAAAAAUAUAUUGUACAGGCCAUUAAAUGUAUAUUUUUGAAGAAGGAACUCCCCAUCUCGCAGAGACUUGAGAAAUUAUCUAAUGUCUACCAAAAGGUGAUAAGCCUAGACAGUUUUUAAAAAACUGGCGACCAAAUACUAUUUUAAAUGUUUUGUAAAAGGUUAUUUCAGGGUGUGUUAGUUUUAGAAUCAAGAAAGAAUUAGAUUAUUAAUCUUGAUUUAUGAUGGGAAGAUACAUUGGAGAGAAUACUAGAUUUAUAUACGGCCUGUUAUCUUACACUGAGUUCAAAAAACAUACCGGGUCUUUUAGUACUUAUAGAUUUUGAAAAGGCUUUUGAUUCUAUGUCGUGGUCGUCAUAUGCCAAGUCCUUAAAUAUUUUGGCUUUGGAGACAAUAUGAUUCAGUGAAUAAAGAUUUUAAAUACAAACUUUUAUGCUGCUAUUUUACAGUGCGGCAAUCUAUCUCAACAGUUUGUUGUCCAAAGGGAAUACAGGCAAGGGGACCCUGUCGCUCCAUAUUUAUUCAUCAUGUGUGCAGAAAUCUUAGUAAUAAUGAUUAAACAAAAUGAAGAUAUUAAAGGUAUUUUUAUUAAUGAUAUUGAACAUUAGAUAUCACAAUAUGCAGAUGACACUUCACUAGUCUUUGAUGGUUCACCAAAAUCUCUUUUUGUAGCUCUAAAAACCAUAGAUUAUUUUUUAUAGUUUUUCUGGUCUUGAAAUAAAUACAUCUUAGACAAAUAUUAUUUGGAUUGGAUAAAAAAAAUCAGAUCAGGUUUAUCAUCACACAAGAUUGAAAUUGGAUUGGGGGUCAACAACAUUUAACCUUUUAAGAAUUCAGUUCUCAGUAAAUCUUCAUAAUAUUGCUAAUAUGAAUUAUAAUUUGCAAAUUCAAAAAAUUAUAGCUCUGGUUAAGCAAUGGAAACGACGAAUUCUUACUCCUUUCUGCAGAAUUACUGUUAUUAAAAGUUUGCUCAUUCUGAAACUAAAUCAUUUAUUCAUUUCACUACCAAAUCUAAAGAAAGAAACAAUUUCAUACCUUAAUAAUUUUUUUUGAAUUUCUGUGGAAAUCUAAGAUUGAUAAAGUUAAGAGGUCAGUCAUUACACAUAACUGUUCAUCAGGAGGGUUGAAAAUGGUUGACAUUAACAAUUUUAUAAAAUCUCUUCAGUGUUCAUGGAUAAAAAGGCUUACAGAAUCACACAAACCAUGGAUGGAUUUUUUAUUUACCAUUUAUGUAAAUGAAUUUUUACAGCAAUUGUUUCAUUUUUGUGAUAGUUUUGUAAUUGAAUGUUUACACAAAGUAAUCUUUUUUUUGGAAAGAUGUGUUAAAUUCUUGUUGAUGUUUUAUUAUUACCUAUAGUGAUCACCUAAAGGCAAAAGAUAAUCUUUUAAAUACUCCGGUAUGGUACAACUCAAAAAUAACAUAGCAAAUAAAAAUAUUUUCAUAAAAACCUGGUACAAUAAUGGUGUAAAGGUCAUACAAUUUUUAUAAUGAAAACAUUUGCCAUCUUUUAGGUUAUACUGAAUUUAAAUGUAAUUACAAUCUAAAGAAUAUAUGUAUAAUGCAGUACAACAUUGUUAAAUCAGCAAUUUUUAAGUUUUUAAAAAUGUCUAACAUUGACAGGACUUCUGUUAAAGAAAAUCUUAAUCCAAGCCAUUUUCUUAAUACCAUUUUCCCCCCAAACAAUUAUACUCCAUGAAAAGUGUACAAAAAUUAUUUACAAGUUUUGAAUGAAAAUGUGGUUACCCCAAUUGCUGUAACCAAAUGGAAAACAGAUCUAAUGGAUUAUAUACUGUAUAUGACAUUUUUAAGAUUUGUUUUAAAACUACCAUAGAUUCUUCUGUACAAUGGCUUCAAUUUAGAAUUUUACACAAAAUUCUUCCAGUUGAAUACUACCUUAAAAAAUCAAUAGCAAAGCUACCUACAGAUGUGGGUUUUGUAAAAAUAAUGUGGAAACAAUAAUACAUGUUUUUAUUUUCUGUGAGAAAAUACAUACCCUGUGGAGUGAACUUAGUUUAUACAUUUAUAGAAUGACCUCUUAAAGAAUUGGAUUUAAUAUAUCUAAUACUUUACUUGACCAACUUUCAUUGUCGUAUCAUAACAAAGUCAUUAAUUAUAUAAUUCUGUAUACGGAACAAUAUAUUUUUCGUUGUCUUAUUGUUAUGAUGAUCAGCUGUUUUGUGUUUAUGUUUAUGUGUGACGUCAUAGCGCGCGACAGGAUGUGUAGUGUCGUCUGCGAGGUUAGAGAGACGCCAGAGAUCGGUGAGAAAAGACGUUGAGGAAUCC
Messenger RNA from Magallana angulata, 4386 nucleotides. RefSeq lists its product as uncharacterized. The coding region runs from base 243 to 2066 and encodes 607 amino acids. Gene Ontology annotation, molecular function: ATP hydrolysis activity; ATP binding. The record is from RefSeq and is a predicted model, not a curated record. The transcript has 2 exons. Lineage: Eukaryota; Metazoa; Mollusca; Bivalvia; Ostreida; Ostreidae.